AUCGUUUCACUCCGGGGCGGGGGGUCGGCCGGCGGCGGCGGCGGCGGCGGCAGCGGCGGCGGCAGCGGCGGCCCGGUGUUGCUGCGCGGAGCCGCGGACCUCAGACCCCCGAGGCCCCCGCCAGGCCCCCGGCACCCGGCCAGGGCCGGCCGAGCGGCUGUGAGACAGAGCCUUCCGGGUGGUGACCUGGGGGUGCGCCCGGCCCCCCCGCCUCAGGGACCAUGGGGAAUGGCAUGACCAAGGUGCUUCCUGGACUCUACCUGGGAAACUUCAUUGGUGAGCAGCGCCCACUCUGUCCCAAGCCCUGGCCCUCUGCCUUGUCCAGGCUGAUGCCAAAGACUCAGAUCAGCUGGGCCGGAAUAAGAUCACACACAUACUCUCUAUCCAUGAGUCACCCCAGCCUCUGCUGAAGGAUAUUACUUACCUUCGCAUCCCAUUGGCUGAUACUCCUGAGGUACUCAUAAAAAAGCACUUCAAAGAAUGUAUCACCUUCAUCCACUGUUGCCGUCUUGGUGGAGGGAACUGCCUUGUGCACUGUUUUGCAGGCAUCUCCCGCAGCACCACCAUUGUGACGGCCUAUGUGAUGACGGUGACCGGGCUAGGCUGGCGGGAAGUGCUGGAAGCCAUCAAGGCCACCCGGCCCAUCGCGAACCCCAACCCGGGCUUUAGGCAGCAGCUUGAAGAGUUUGGCUGGGGGAAUUCACGGAAGCUCCGGCGGCAGCUGGAGGAGCGCUUCGGGGAGAGCCCGUUCCGCGACGAGGAGGACCUGCGCGCGUUGCUGCCGCUGUGCCGCCGCUGCCGCCGGAGCUCGGCCGCCCCGGCCGCCACGCACCCGGCCACGUCGGACGGGAGCCUGCAGCGCCUGGUGCCGCGCGCGCCCCGGGACACGCACCGGCCGCUGCCGCUGCUGUCGCGCGUCAAGCAGACCUUCUCCUGCCUCCCGCGCUGUCUGUCCCGCAAGGGCGGCAAGUGAGGAGCCCCCCGCCCGGGCACCCCCUUCCGACCCGCCGGCCCCUCGGCGGGCCGUCGGGGCCUCCCACGGCCGCGACGUGCCCGGAGUCUGUGGGGAGCCCCCGCCCCGCGCCCGCCCCGCUCGCGCGCGUCCCCUCCCGCCCUCCUGUGCGUCUUGUCCGGGCCGGCCUGCUGCAGCCACCUGGUGCCUUAGUCCUCGGGCUGGGGGGAGGGGGCCCCGCGCGAGAGGGGCCGACGGGGGGGCGGGGGGGCCGACGGGGUAUUAAAGAGACUCAGAAGCCGCCUGCCCCCCGCGCCUCUCCGUCUUUGU
Messenger RNA from Perognathus longimembris pacificus (Pacific pocket mouse), 1282 nucleotides. It is a transcript of the gene Dusp15, whose product is annotated as dual specificity phosphatase 15. Gene Ontology annotation, cellular component: cytosol. Gene Ontology annotation, biological process: transforming growth factor beta receptor signaling pathway; positive regulation of JNK cascade; protein dephosphorylation. The record is from RefSeq and is a predicted model, not a curated record. Gene Ontology annotation, molecular function: protein tyrosine/serine/threonine phosphatase activity. NCBI's taxonomy places the organism in Eukaryota, Metazoa, Chordata, Mammalia, Rodentia, Heteromyidae. The transcript is spliced from 7 exons. Bases 584 to 973 code for a protein of 129 amino acids.